Sabethes cyaneus is the source of this 2207-nucleotide messenger RNA. RefSeq names its product acidic amino acid decarboxylase GADL1. The record is from RefSeq and is a predicted model, not a curated record. The transcript is spliced from 5 exons. Gene Ontology annotation, cellular component: cytoplasm. Gene Ontology annotation, molecular function: pyridoxal phosphate binding; carboxy-lyase activity. NCBI's taxonomy places the organism in Eukaryota, Metazoa, Arthropoda, Insecta, Diptera, Culicidae. Gene Ontology annotation, biological process: carboxylic acid metabolic process. Bases 176 to 1633 code for a protein of 485 amino acids.
GUUCUCUAGCAAGUUCCGUUAUUCACCGUGACUGUGCAAAUAUUUGCCAACUUUUCUACGUGCUCUAAACUAUCAAGUUGCUGUUAUUUGGUGACUUCAACGAUUGAUACAAAAGAAGCCAAGUGCAUGUAAAAUUCAAGUUGACAUUUAGUGUGAAAAGUUUUACGAAAUAAAGAUGAACAACGAAUGGAGUAUUUUGCACCAAGUACCAAAGUUAUUGGAAGAAGAGCAUUUUUUCCAAAUUACAAAUGGUGAACCAGUUGUAAAGUUUGAACAUCCACAGGAAUUGAAGGAUUUAAUUGAUUUUACCAUUGACAAUACCGAGCCACGCGACCACAUUGCUAUCGAGAAGCUAAUCAAAAAAGUAUUGCACUACUCAGUCAAGACAGGUCAUAGUAGCUUCCACAAUCAGCUAUUCGCUGGCGUUGAUCCGUAUGGUCUAGUUGGUAGUUGGAUCACAGAGGCGCUCAAUACAAGCCAAUAUACGUUUGAGGUCGGUCCCGUAUUUACAUUGAUUGAGGAUGCCCUGAUUGAAAAGUGCCUGCGAUUGUUCGGCUUCACCAGCGGCGAUGGACUGCUUUCUCCGGGAGGAUCCAUUUCCAACAUGUACGCCAUGGUUGCUGCAAGAUACAGAGUACUGCCUAACAUUAAGCGUACCGGACUUGCCAAUCAGCCAGUACUGGUUGCCUUUACCUCCGAGGAUGCUCAUUACAGCAUCAAGAAAGCUGUCCACUGGUUGGGCAUCGGAAUGGACAACCUUGUUCUAGUAGCGACAGAUUCUCGUGGAAGAAUGCUUCCUGAAAAGUUAGAGGAGGCUAUUGAAUCGGUACUUCAAUCAGGACGCAAACCAUUUUUCGUAAAUACCACGGCUGGAACGACAGUUCUUGGCGGGUUUGAUCCAUUCCAUGCAAUAGCCGACAUCUGCAAUAAAUAUAAACUUUGGAUGCACGUCGAUUCCUGUCUGGGCGGAACAGCAAUCCUGUCACAAAAGCAUGCCCACUUACUAGAUGGAACUGAGCGGGCUGACUCUAUAGCGUGGAAUCCACAUAAAACUCUUGGAGCACCGCUGCAAUGUUCAGUCUUUUUGCUGAAAUACAAAGGCUUAUUGCAUGAGUGUAAUUCCGCUAAUGCGGACUAUCUCUUUCAGCAAGAUAAAUUUUAUGAUGUAUCAUAUGAUACCGGCGAUAAAAGUGUACAGUGUGGUAGAAAGGUAGAUGCUUUCAAAAUAUGGCUCAUGUUCAAAGCACGUGGUACAGCAGGAUUAGCUGAAUUGGUUGAUAAUGCUUUCGAUUGUGCCAGCUACUUUGCGGAAGAGGCGAAGAAGCGACCAGGAUUCCGUUUGGUUACAGAUAAGCACCAGUAUACCAACAUCACCUUCUGGUAUAUACCUAAGAAAAUGCGAGUCGUCGAAAGUUUAGAGGACAAAACUUGGUGGGCAAAAGUUUAUAAGAUUACUGCCCUCAUCAAGGAGAAAAUGGUCAAACGUGGUUCAGUAUUAAUAGGCUACGUCCCACUGCCUAGUAAGAAAAUUGGUAACUUUUUCCGCAUGGUCGUUACAUGUCAUCCCAAACCAACCUACGAAUCCAUGCAGUAUGUUCUUGAUGAAAUUGCUCGUGUUGGAGAAAUGAUCUAAAUAAAUUAAAAUAAAAGGUAUAAAAUAUUCUUCCAAUUAGUAUCUAAAAAUAUUUUUAUACUGGAAGCUUGACAAGCUUUAUCGAUAUCAUUUUACGGAUAGGCUUUGCUGUAGCCCUUAUCAUGAACAUUAUUUACAGAGUAACUUUUACGUCGUUACAUUUAACAAACGUUCUUCUAUUAUCACGCAAACAAAUGAAUGUGAAGCGUGCUUUUUAAAUAACUAACCAGACGUUGAAAUUUGCAUUUGAGAAGCAAAACACUUUUCUUUAGCUUUUAAGUUGCUUAUACUACUUUAUUAAAAGUUAAGGUCUAUCUGUAUCCAUAUUUGUAAUUUAGCAAGAAAGUUUCACGGAACUCAACAUGAAUCUGAUAUGAACUUCAGUGUUUGCAUCUUAAGAUAAUCUAAACUAGAUUCGCUUUCAUCAGGAAUUGACUAUAAUAAUAUCCCAUCUGUUUCUCUGUCGACAACCAGCACCAACGAUAGUACAGAUAACAAUAUCUGUAUUAAUCAAUUUUGGUGUUUGAGAAAGAUUUUAUAAAUACGGAAAAAUAAAACUGACCAUUUGCAGAAU